Messenger RNA from Corylus avellana, 1504 nucleotides. RefSeq lists its product as uncharacterized. Gene Ontology annotation, cellular component: membrane. The record is from RefSeq and is a predicted model, not a curated record. NCBI's taxonomy places the organism in Eukaryota, Viridiplantae, Streptophyta, Magnoliopsida, Fagales, Betulaceae.
CAAUUUAGUCGUAACAAGGACACUAAUACGAAGCGGUUGAGCCUCUGGCAGGAUAGCCUCCCUCCACCCUCCAGGUUGAGGUUCCGAAAAGAAAACGAGAGAGCACAGGAAUUACGUAAGAGCUAAACAAGUGUCUCUCUGCGUGAAAUAAUAACAGACGUCAAAUCAAAUCAGAGGGCGAUCCGAAUAGCAGAGAUGGGGGAGAAUUCAGAGGCGACGUUGGAGGAGUCGGCGAAGAAUAUAGAGGAACAAGUAGGAAGAGUGGUCGAGCAGGCAAAGGAGCUGCAGGACUCGGCCGCAUCUUUCAUCUCCAAGACCUCCUCCGAUGAGCAAUCUCUCCGUCACCGCGCGCUGUCCCUUGACUCCUCCAUCCGCCGCCUCCGCUCCUUGCUCAACUCUCUCCUCUCCCAUAAUCUUCUUCAGCCCAAGUUAGCCGACAAGCUGCAAGAAGAAUUAGAGAGAGCGACAUGUGUUGUGGUUGAUGGAGAUGCUGCUUCGUUCCUUCCUGGCAAAGCUCAGGGCGGGUUUCUGAGGAAGUUUCUGGGUCCUAUCAAUGUGCGCGCCUCUCGCAAAGACGUCCAGCUGAAGGUUAAAGAGGAGUACAACAGUUACAGAGAUAAAACCGCCCUUCUGUUUCUCUUUUUCCCAGCAACUCUACUUAUUCUAAGAUCUUGGAUUUGGGACGGAUGCUUGCCAGCGUUUCCUGUUCAGCUGUACCAGGCUUGGCUUUUGUUCCUCUACACUGGUUUGGCAUUGCGAGAAAACAUUUUGAGGGUGAACGGAAGUGAUAUUCGUCCAUGGUGGAUAUACCAUCACUACCUUGCUAUGCUUAUGGCCCUCGUUAGUCUGACAUGGGAGAUUAAAGGACAACCAAAUUGUGCCCAAAAGCAGAGAGGGGUUCAACUUUUCCUACAAUGGGCAAUGAUGCAAGGAGUUGCAAUGCUUUUACAAAAUAGAUAUCAACGCCAGAGACUCUAUACUCGUAUUGCAUUGGGAAAGGCUAAGAGGAUGGAUGUUGUCUGGGGAGAAACAGCCGGCGUGGAUGGCCAACUAUGGCUAUUGUGUCCCAUACUUUUCAUUUUGCAGGGUUUUGAGGCAUACGUCGGACUACUGUUGCUCAAGACUGCAUUGGUUGGGGUUGUUUCUGAAUGGCAGGUGUUUUUUUGUGGGAUCGUUCUAGUUAUAAUGGCUGUUGGGAACUUUUCAAAUACAGUGGAGACACUCCUGGUCAAGUCAAGAUUUAAGGCAAAGAUGAAAAGAAGUAAGAGCAAGCAGGACCUGCAAUAGACCGUCCCUAAUUAUCAGAAUUAGUCUUCUGCCCAAAGCUUUUUACAGGAUCCCAUUUUUGGAGUGUUAUUCUGGGUCGAACGUGUUUUAUAGAAGCUAAGGCAGUACAAAUUGCUUCACAAAUCUUCAUUUUGGCUUUUGUACGUUCACCUUUAUAAUGUGUAGCCUUGAACUCUUGCUGAAGAGUCUGAGAAUGAAUGCAUUUGAAUUGCUGUGA